This is a messenger RNA of Cercopithifilaria johnstoni, 1347 nucleotides long. NCBI's taxonomy places the organism in Eukaryota, Metazoa, Nematoda, Chromadorea, Rhabditida, Onchocercidae. The record is from the annotation of a GenBank genome assembly.
AUGAUCGCUGGAGAUGACACUCUCAACGACUCUGAGGAUAUUGCUUCCUUGAAGGAUACGGACGGUAUGACGGCAGUCGAUUUGCAGCUGGACGACGAUCUUCCCCAGUCCAGUGUGCCGGCCAAGCUUUCGUUUACUGAUGAUCCAGACAUAAAGCCGUGCGCGCCUCUAUCAUAUUAUUCGGAAUCUCAGAUUGAAAUUGUCAUCAAACAGUUCGAGAAGAAAGGAGAAGGGAUGGGCGCUUACAUUGUCUAUAAAGUUGUGACAACAACGCAGAACAUGCAAGGCUACGGAGAUCGGGAAUACGUUGUCUGGAGGCGAUUCAGUGAUUUUCUUGGCCUUCAUGAAAAAUUAGUUGACAAAUACUUCUACAAAGGUUAUUUAGUACCGGCAGCACCUGAGAAAAGUAUCGCUGCUCUUACACGAACAAAAAUGAAUGCAUCUAUAGACGAUAACACUAACAAUGAAUUUGCUGAACGUAGAGCUAGAAGUCUUCAGAGAUUCUGCAGGCGCAUAGCACGCCACCCAAAAUUGGUAUUCGAUUGUGAUUUCCGCGAUUUUUUAACAGUGACUGCUUCAUUACCUAAGGCUAAUUCAACUGUGGCCCUAAGUGGUGCUGGAGUUAAGCGGAUGUUCAAAACCGUUGGUGACGUUUUUUCAAAAAUGGCCUUUCAUAUGGACGAAAAUGACCGUUGGUUUGAAGCUGCACAACAGCAAAUGGAAGAUAUGGAACAGAACUUGAGCAAGCUGCUUCGAGCAGUUGACUUGUUGAGUUCAUACCGACGUGAACUAAUUUCUGGAACAGAUUCAUUUUCGAAAGCGCUUUCAAUGCUUUCUUCAUGCGAAGAAAAUACAAGUCUUGCACGGUGUUUAUCGCAUUUGACCGAAACAUACGAGAAUAUUGAUCAGUUGCAUGGCAUGCAGUCAGAUAAAGAUGGUGCACUGCUCGCUGAAGGAAUCAGUGAACAACUACAAGUCAUCUAUACGUUAAAAGAACUUUUUUUUGAGCGUGUUAAAAUUUGGCAGAAUUGGCAAGGUGCGCAACAAAAUCUUACAAGAAAACGGGAAAUGAAGGCUCGUCAUGAACUUUCUGGCCGAACCGAUAAGACCAAUCAAACCGUAGAAGAGCUCAGUAGCGCGGAGAAAGCAGUGGAUGAAGUGGAGAAAGAAUUUUCUGAAGUAAGCAAAAUUAUUCGCACAGAAUAUGAAACGUUUUUGGUGGAGCGCAAAAAUGACAUAAACGCUAUGCUUACGCAAUACCUUCAAGAACUCCUUGAAACGCAAAAACAGCUUCUCAGAUGCUGGGAAACAUUUGCCCCAGAGACACAGUCUAUCGAAACGACCUAA